This is a messenger RNA of Triplophysa rosa, 1415 nucleotides long. It is a transcript of the gene cth1, whose product is annotated as cysteine three histidine 1. Gene Ontology annotation, molecular function: mRNA binding; metal ion binding. Lineage: Eukaryota; Metazoa; Chordata; Actinopteri; Cypriniformes; Nemacheilidae. The record is from RefSeq and is a predicted model, not a curated record. The transcript has 2 exons. The coding region runs from base 137 to 1063 and encodes 308 amino acids.
UGUGUGUAUGCGGCAGCGGUACUUGCCAGGUAUAAGGUGCAGUUCGUGUCUUUAAUCUGGUGUAGUACAACAGGAUCGGCUGUUUUCUGCUGUAGUACUAAACACGUUUUGCGUUUCAUAGAGUCCAAAGAGUACAAUGAUGUUUGAGACUAGUCAAGAUAAUCUGCUGUUCCCCACUGAAAGCCAGAUUCAGCCUUUCUUCCCUGAGGAGGGAUUAGGCAGUGGAAUCAUUUCUCUUGCUGAAGCCUUUCUUCCUUUAGUUGAGUAUCCAUCUCCUCCUAUGACCCCCUGGCUCUGCUCCACCCGCUACAAGACAGAACUGUGCAGCCGCUAUGCUGAGACUGGUACCUGCAAGUAUGCAGAACGCUGCCAGUUUGCUCAUGGCCUCCAUGAUCUUCAUGUACCUUCACGCCAUCCUAAGUAUAAAACGGAGAUGUGUCGUACCUAUCACACUGCUGGAUAUUGUGUUUAUGGCACACGCUGUCUAUUUGUGCACAACCUUAAAGAGCAAAGGCCUGCCCGUCCCCGGUGCAAAAAUGUACCAUGCCGUACGUAUCGUGCAUUUGGGGUUUGUCCCUUUGGCACCAGAUGCCACUUUCUGCAUGUUGGUGGCUCUGCAUCUGACAGUGCAGAGGAUGAGAGACCAUGGCAACCUCCAAGUUCCCAAGAUUGGAAACCUCGUGGUGCCCUCUGUCGUACGUUUAGUGCUUUUGGAUUCUGUCUGUAUGGCACCCGUUGCCGGUUCCAGCAUGGACUCCCCAAUACGAUCAAAGGUCUUUGCUCUAAAUAUGCAAACUGGUCUCAUCAAAUGCUAAAUGGAGGAUCACUCUCGCCUGCAUCAGAUACAUGUUCUUCACCCUCUCCACCUUCCUCAUUGCCUCCAUCUGCACUAGCCUCACCAGUGUACCCUGAUGACUCUGGUCCAAUCACCCCUCCUUCAGUAGAUACAGUGGCCAACAAUGCCUUUACAUUUAGCAGUCAGCAUUUGAAUGACCUGCUGCUACCUGUGGCCUUUAGGCUUCAGCAGCUAGAGAAGGCUGCCAAAACUGCCCCACAAAGUUAACUGGAGGACUGCUCUCAUGAGGUCUGUGGCAUGGGGAGAGGUCCCAGAUGCACUGACCACCUGUGAACUCUCAAGCCUUAAUGGCUUUAACUGUGUUAAUACUGUGCGGAAUGCAUGUUUACUACUAGAUGUGUGUAUAUUAUUUUCUGCAACUUUUUUGCUUUUAACUGCCUCUUGAGAUCAAGUCUCAAAUGGUUUGCUUUUAUCUUAAUUCAUGUCUGUCCUGUAUUUCUUAAUUUUUUUUCACUGAGUGAGAACCUCAAGUGUACAUUGAGACAAUUUUACUGGCUUUAUUUAUGAAGGCUUUGCUUGCUAUAUGAAUGUUUUGUAACUUAUAGAUUUUUAAACUUAA